Messenger RNA from Mytilus trossulus (common blue mussel), 5757 nucleotides. RefSeq lists its product as uncharacterized. Gene Ontology annotation, biological process: protein deubiquitination. Bases 92 to 3697 code for a protein of 1201 amino acids. Gene Ontology annotation, molecular function: cysteine-type deubiquitinase activity. The record is from RefSeq and is a predicted model, not a curated record. The transcript has 16 exons. Lineage: Eukaryota; Metazoa; Mollusca; Bivalvia; Mytilida; Mytilidae.
AUAGUUGUUCCCCUUUGUUCAAGGUAUGCUGAAACCGAAAGAGGAUAUUUAUCUAUGGUUUAAGCGUAUUAUCACAAAAACCAUGUCCUAAAUGGCUAUGCCACCAGAUCACACUAACAUCAGCAUGUCUGCUUCUCUUCCUCUGACUGAGGAGAAGACAGAAGAAGUAAGACCUGUUCAAAUGUCAAUUGAUUCCCCAGAGAAAAUGUCUACAGAGGAUAAUAAUGAAAGUGCUAGUCACACAUUCAAGUCAUUCUUGGAAAUGGAAGAAGGCCCUGAUAUCAUGUAUGGCCCUAAAGAAAAUCCUGAAAGAACAAAUAGUCCAAUUGUUAUGUAUGGUCCAAUGAACAAUGCAAGUGGUGAAGACUAUACCAGUGAACGUUUUAGUAAAGAUCUCAAAGAUUCAACAGCAUCUGCAGGUCAAUGUGGGCUGUACAAUCUUGGCAAUACUUGUUUUAUGAAUGCUGGACUCCAGAGUAUAAUGGCUACACCACCUGUUAUUAGAUACUUCCUACAACAUCAUUCAGAAGCUGUUGGGAGUCACAACUUGGCAGAACAGUUCUCUGUAUUUGUUACCAAAUUUUGGAGUGGAAACUUUUCUAUUCUUUAUCCAAAAGAUCUGAAAACAGCUUUAGGACAUAUACAUGGACAGUUUAAAGACUAUAGACAGCAUGAUUGUCAGGAAUUUUUAGCUUUGCUUCUCGAUACCCUCAAUGAACAAACAAAAGUUGGACCAAAUACUUCUUUCUUUAUCACUCACAAUGAUCUCAAUAACUCUCAAGCAGCAUCUGCUCGUGAGCACCAUACAACAGAACAUCAACAAGUUUCUGUAUCCAUGGAAACUACUUCAAACAAUGCUCAAAGUGAAGAGGAUGAGAUGUUUCCAAUGCCGCUGACUCAAUUGAAGGUUUCAACAGAUGGAGAACUUUUGGAGGAUUUACAUUUGAAUAAUACAUCCAUUUUUAAGAAAAAAAUGCCUUCAAUAGAAAAGUUUUAUGCCAAAGAGACUAAAACUUUAAACACAAAUGUUCUAAUAUCAGAGUCCCCAGAGGAUUCAUUGAAUUUUGACUCCUCUAAGUAUGCGAAGGCUGACAAUUGUCCUGUUGUUCACAAUGACAUUAGUGUUAGUCAUGUAGUCAAUGAACCAAUGGUAGUAAUGGAUUUAAAAAGAUGUCGAGUCAGCCCAAAGGGGGUCAAAGAUAUCAAUAUCUAUGCUGACAUGUGCAAUAAGAAUGUAAAUAUGUACUGUGAUGCAUAUGAAGAAAAUGAAAAAGUGAAAAGAUCCAAAUUUGAUACAUUUGAAAAGAAUUUUCAGCAUCAAGCUUUCAGUAAGCUGAACUGCUUACCAGAAAGUCCUGAUGAAACAGAUUGUCUUUCAGGAAAAGGGACAAAAAAUAAAAAAAUGAAUGAAAAACAUCAGACGGUUACUAUGGAUUCCAGCAUUCAGUCAAUGGCCAAUCAGGAUGUCAUUUCAGAAAAGGUGAACCUUCACCUACAGUUCAAGGACAGCAAUGAACGAAGGCAGGAUAUGUGUUUAGGAGGGGCAGCCUAUGAUGCAGAGUUUGAUCAGGAUACGGAUUCAGUUGAUGCUAUAGAACAAGAUGAAGACGAAGAUGUUGAUACGGAACAAGAUCCCUCAGAAAAACAAAACAUGGAAGAAGAUUUUGAGGAUGGGGAAUGGGACAAUGAUAAACUAAUCCGAUUGGCUGACAAACGUUGGCUUGACCAUAUCAUGGAUAAUCAGAGUGUAAUAGUCAAAACAUUCCAUGGACAGUAUCAGUCAUCUGUGACAUGUGGUGAAUGCAGUCAUGUAUCCGUGACCUUUGAACCCUUUAUGUACCUGUCGGUUCCUCUUCCAAGAGCAAAUGAAAGACAACUUUGUGUAAUGUAUUUAUCAGUAGACAGCACUCCAACACAGUAUCUCAUGACAAUGGAUAAGAGGGAUCGCAUCAGUAAAGUUAAAGACAUUCUCCGUCAAAUGACUAAAACAGACAACAAUGUCAUUAUGGCGGAAGUUUUGGAUCAUCAUGUGGCUAGAAUUGUUGAUGAUACAACUAUGUUAAGAUACAUUAACAGUUCUUCAAGGAAGUUAUAUGCUUUUGAGAUUACCCCUUUUGCAGCGGUGUCAGAAAGUGAAAUAGAAACACAAGUCUCUUCUGUAACCUCUAUGACAUCUGCAGCAAAUAAGUCAGAUGACAUUUUCAGUCAAGUUGGAACUUUUACUGCCUCUAAUCCUUACAGUAAUUUUGGAGGCAGUUCAUUUGCUACAGGAACAGCUAGUAAAGAGAAUGAUAACUUUGUAGAAUCUGUCGUUAGUCCUGAUGUUGUUAUAGAGAACAAUUGGGGAACUGAAUCAACACUUCAAUAUUCAUGGCCGUCAGAAAUUACAAAAAUAUCUAUUGACUCUACAGAAUCUGAAGUGAUUAAUGGCACAAAUGACAUUACCAUUGGACAGUGGUCACUCCAAGAGGGUAGCACACCAUUAAUAGUGGAUGAGGUAUCGGAUGUCCAGUGGUCAUCUGUCACUACCUUAGAAGAGGAUGACAAGCAGUUGACCACAGAUCAAAACAAAGUCAGUCCAGAUCUGCCUAAAGACCGAGUAGUAACUGUAGACCAGUGGAAAUCAUGCUCAAUAUGUCUAGAAGAAUUGGCAGAUUCUGAGUUACUAGUUCAUAAGACAUGUGGAGCUACUUUUUGUCACAGCUGUCUUGAGAUGUCCUUACUACAUUAUGGUCAAGAGAACUUUCUAUGUCCUGUGUGUUCCUGUGCUGCAGUGAUGACUGAAGACUUCACUCAGUUGGCUGAUUCAGAUAAAAAUAAUGAGGAAAGGAUGUUACUGGUGGAUGUGACUUUCUGUCAGACAGUAGGAGAACAAAGGAAUUUGUUGGGUCACCCACGCGUACUAUACCUAUCUAGUCAGAUGUUUGGAGCUCACCUGUAUGAGUGUAUUGAACAGAUUGUGCCUGAUGCUUGUCAGUUCAGUUUGUUGACAACAGAUGCUCAGGGGAGUAGAUGUUCUAGAUGUGUAUACACAGCCAAGUGUACAGGAUGUAUAUUACCACGUGAUGGACAGGUAUCAUUACGUCCUGGAGAUACACUUUGUGUUUGUCUUGAUGAUGUUCAGUUAUCUGUGAUAGAAAGAAUGGAAUUGUCUGCAGACCAUCCAUCCAUGAUGGAUCUUAGACCCACUCUACCAUUGUCUAUAUAUGAUUGUAUUCAAGCUUUCACUGAAAGUGAGACGUUAGAUAAGCAUAAUCCUUGGUUUUGUCCACGCUGUCAAAUGAAUCAGUGUGCUAGUAAAAGUAUGACAGUAUGGAGAUAUCCUGAUGUACUUAUUAUACAUUUAAAAAGAUUUGUGUACCAUGAGAUGGUUAGCGUUAAAGUAGAUAGUGAAGUAGACUUUCCUUUGGAAGGUCUCUGUCUUCCUCGUCAUAUAUCGGGACCAGUCACUUGUGAUCUCACCUAUGAUCUUAACAGUAUUGUCUGUCAUUUUGGAGAUUUAAACUCCGGCCACUAUACUUGUUUCACCAAACAUUCACUAGAUAAUACAUGGUAUUAUUAUAAUGAUGAGAAUGUCACUCAGCAAUCUCCAAAGAAGGAAGAUUUUAAAAAUGCUUAUAUCUUAAUGUAUCAUAGACGAGGAGCAAAUUUUUCAAUGCCAGAUCUACCUCCUUACAACAAAACAGAACAAGAAUAAAGAGCUGUGAUAUUAACUGAUAGUUAACUAAAAAUGGGUUUCCCUUCGUCCCUUUUUGGCCAGUCCAGUUUUACAGUAACUGUCCUUGCCAAACUGAGAUUAUUUUUAUAAUGAAUGUACCAUGAACAUUGUACUUAUCUGAGAUAUUAUUGCUUUUCUGUUGUCCUUGUGGACAUAUAUGUGUGUAGAUAACUUCAUAACAUAAUUUAUUCUAAUGCAAUAUGAAAUGCAAGGCUACUUUUGAUUGGAUCAUGUCUUGUCAACAAUUCCAAUGCCUAUUUUGAUUGGAUGAUGACUGGCCAUCAAUUCCUCAGUUGAAGUUCAGAUUUUUUGGCAACAAUGUUGCUAAUUAAUUCCACAUUUUCAAAAUAAUUCAAAUGUUGAACUAGGAAUAACAGACCUGUGUUGGAAGAGUUGGCAAUGGGAAUUUAUGAAACACAGAACCGUCAGCCAUUUAUGUAAAAACAAAAAAAAUUGGCGGGGCUUUGGUCUUUUCUAAAAUGGUUCGUUACUAAUAUUUCUAUGAAUUUAGCUUAUUCAAAACAUUACAAAACACUUCCAUCAAACUUUUAGGAAGUUCCAUUUAUGUAAAAACAAAAAAAAUUGGCGGGGCUUUGGUCUUUUCUAAAAUGGUUCGUUUCUAAUAUUUCUAUGAAUUUAGCUCAUUCAAAACAUUACAAAACACUUCCAUAAAACUUUUAGGAAGUUCCAACAACACAUACAAGUUUCCAUGAAAAUCUUUUCAUACCCUAUUAUUGAUUUACCUGUUGUUUUGUUUUUGCCAAUAAGACCUCAGGUAGAAGAGAGUUGUUUCUGUUGUCAUUUUUGCCUUAUGAACAAUGUCAGUUUUGUGAUCUUAUUUUAUUGAGAUUGUACUUAAAUAUGUGUUGUUUACAACGACAGUGAUCACAAAUCUUUUUAUAUAGUUUUCUAUUGUGCUUUGUCAGAAGCUUUAGUUUUUGAAAAGAGAAUCAUUUAAGAUUAUUUCAAAUGUAAAAUAUGUCUCCAUUGUUUGAAGGAUAAAAGUAUUGUAUACCAUUGUUAUUUGUAGUCUUUCAACUUGUUUACCCUUUAUUUCUGUGAUGCUGUCAACUUGUCCAACAACUAAUUAUUGCUAUGCUCCAGUUCAACAAAGUGUUACUUGUUACUUUCAAGUGAUAUAAAGUUGAGAUAAUUUAAAACCAUUUUGUCCAUGUAGAAGAAGAAUAUAGCUCUGAAAAAAUAAUAUGCCAGCUUUAUUUACUGCGUUGUUCAAACAGCUUCAAUUUUUGGUAUUGAUAAAAGCUAUGUAAUAAUAACUAAAUCUAAGGUCAAUGUUUUAUUAAUUUUAUUUUCUAUUGCCUAUUUAAAGUUAUGUACAAAACUUAUUGUGAAUAUUACACAAAAUCAUGUUUUUUCUCCUAUGUUCAUGAUGCUGUUCAGAAUUAUUACUAGAGGUACAGUGGCUGAUAUUAGAGUAAGAAGGUAUGCUGAUUUCUGCAUCAACAGAUUAGAUUCUGCUAGCGUACUGUCCUUUAUCCUUUGUACCCCUUGUUACCAGAUGUACAGUGGCUGAUAUUAGAGAGUAAAAAUGCAUGCUGAUUUCUGAAAUGUUCAUUAUGAUGUAAACUUUAACAUUUUUUUUUGCAAAAUAAAGGUUUUAAACCAGUUUACAGAAUAAGGAAUUGUGUAAAUGAUUCUUAGGCAUAUUCUGUUGACACAUAUUCUUGUUGAGGGAUGAUGUCCUAUGGCCACAUUCUUGUUCAAGGCAUGUUGUCCUAUGUCACAUUCUUGUUUUAGGCAUGUUGUCUUAUGUGAACACAUUCUUGUUUGAGGGAUGUUGUCCUAUGGACAUAUUACUAGUAUUCCUUUUGGAUGCAGUAAUAGUGUGGAAAUCUGAAAAGACCUUGUUUGAAUAUAUAAUCAUGGAUUAGGGAGACAUAAAUCAGUUUCAUAUUCUCAUAAUACAAUCAUUUUUGUACUAAACUAACAUUAUAAUGGUAAUGAAUUUACUUAUGAGCUUCAAAUCAUAGUUUUAUUGUCUAAAUAUAGUCUUUCAGAAUUAAACAUUAUGUAACUUA